Molecule: messenger RNA, 1104 nt
Organism: Lolium rigidum
Lineage: Eukaryota; Viridiplantae; Streptophyta; Magnoliopsida; Poales; Poaceae
Product: BTB/POZ and MATH domain-containing protein 2-like
Exons: 1
Coding region: 1-1104 (367 amino acids)
Biological process (GO): protein ubiquitination
Molecular function (GO): protein binding
Source: RefSeq, a predicted model, not a curated record
AUGUCUUUCGCCGGAGUAUCCGUCGUUGCCAACCGCAAGCUGCUGCAGCCGUUCCUCGCGCCGGCCAUGCACCAAGGCACGGCCAGCGGCAGCGGGUAUCAUCUGCUUGUUUUCGAAGGUUACUCUUCUGCUAAAGACACGCCCAAUGGCACGCACAUCAAGGGUCGCUCUUUCAGAACUGGAGGCUAUCGUUGGGUUCUCGAAUUUUUCCCGAAUGGUCGUUGCUCCGAGAGCUCCGAUUUCGUUUCCGUUUAUCUUGUCCUUGAUCAGGAUGUUGCACAGCCGGUCAACGUCCAUCUGGAGUUCAGCUUCAUUGACGAGGUUGACAAGCAAGAGCCCACUCACAUACGUGGAAUCAAAACAUGUGGAUUUUCUAGCAGUGAGCCUUCUUGGGGUCGCCUUCGUUUCAUAAACAAAGAAGUUUUCGUGAAAUCGAAGCAUAUAAAGGAUGAUUGUUUUACCAUCCGGUGUGACUUCAUCAUCGCUGACUCCCCUCCUGCAUAUAUUGAGGUGCCACCCUCUAACAUAUGUCAGCAUUUGAAUCAUCUCCUUGAAGCAAAGAUAGGUGCUGAUGUGACAUUUGAGGUCGACGGUGAAACAUUCCCCGCUCACCGUUGUCUGCUUGCAGCCCGUUCCGCUGUCUUUACGGCGGAGCUCUUUGGCCCCAUGAAAGAGGCGGCUACGAAUAGUGUCAUACAGAUACAAGACAUGGAAGCAAAAGUUUUCAAGGCCUUGCUUGGUUUCGUUUACACCGACUCAAUGCCCAAGAUGGAGGUGGAUGGGGGUAUAGAAGAAGGGAGAGCUGAAGUUAUGUGGCUGCAACACCUGUUUGUUGCAUCGGAUCGAUAUGAUCUCCAACGGUUGAAGUCGCUGUGCGAACAGAAGUUGUCAGAGCGCAUAAAUCUAAACUUCGUCUCCACCAUUCUUGCUCUGGCUGUGCAGCACCAUUGCUGCGGAUUGAAGGAUGCCUGCUUGGAGUUCCUCAAAGUCCAAUCUGCUGCAGCUUGGAAACAAGUUAUGGCGACAAGUGAGUGGGAGCAUAUAGCUGCAACUUAUCCUUCUGUUCUGAAUGAGCUCAUUACCAAGUUUGCUUGCAAAGUGUAA